Spirometra erinaceieuropaei is the source of this 21449-nucleotide messenger RNA. NCBI's taxonomy places the organism in Eukaryota, Metazoa, Platyhelminthes, Cestoda, Diphyllobothriidea, Diphyllobothriidae. The record is from the annotation of a GenBank genome assembly.
AUGCCUCAGACGUCCGACUCUGAAGAUGGGUAAACAUAUUUACCCGAGAUGCAGAUUUUGUUUUAUUCCUUCAAAAGGGAUAUCCAUUUAUAUUAUUUGCUUUUCUCCUUCCGGCUAGCUAUAGCGAUGCGACUGGUUUACUUUCACCCGAGGAACUCAAGGUAUGUUUCUUCUGUAAUUAAUAUAUAAAAGUUUUGACUCUGAUGUGUCUUUUUUAUCAGUGAACUUCACUGAAUUCAGUGACGGUUGUUUUUAUUUUUCCCUAGAUGUAGUCCUCGUUUUGACCCAAAACAAAUUGUCAACAUUUUCGAAGUUAAGACCAUGAAAUACCCCUUGACUUGUCACGCCGCUUUGGAAUCACCACUAACACAAACCGGACAGACCAUAAAUAAAGCUAGUUCAUCAGAUGAUCGACCCAGUUAUCUCGAAAGGUUAAGUUAGGGUGCGCAAAGGCCCGCAUAAACCUCUACCAUAAUGAAUACUUAUAGUUUCAACAUAAGAUUUUAAUCACAGUAAUUUGCGAAUUUAACUAGUCACAAAAUUUUCAAUCGAUGUCCGAGAGACAGACAUCCCUCUGAUGACCGACGACUUAACCAAGUAUCGGCAGACCAGAAGGCUGUGACCUCUUUGCACCGGUUGGACUUGCGGAGGGUUGACGGCGGCAAGUAGAGCACGUAUAGGGACUAAAUGUGUAACGUUGAGGAAAUAGAAGUAGUUGGCUUUGGAAUAACGUGCUCGGCUGAAAUACAGGCGGUACCCAAAAGCUCUCCACUCGAAGCAUCUGGCACUGAACUGAGACUCGACCGAUCUAUUGAAGGUUUAGGAUUCAAACCAUCCGGCUGGUGUUGUCAAGGGUUAGUGACGCUGGGAGAUGCACCGCUACACACUUAAGUGGGUACCGACAAAGAAAAGAGGUCAGAAUGACCUUUUAUGGCCUAUUAACCGUCGUUAGCUAGCCUUACUCAGCCUCAAGUUUCGCAGGACCAGAGAUUCGGACUCGCUUUCUUUGGUCACCGACCGUUAAAAUCUAGUAUGACUUGAUUGACAAAUAUACCAACUUCGGGACGCCGGAGCUGCAAUGUAUCAACAGUCUACAGGCUUCACAACACCAACUCCUCUGUGAAUUGUAGUACAGCUGGGCUUUUGACGAACCUAAAAGCUAGAGCAGGAGUGAUCUGAAUUGUUUUACCGAGGAUUGGCGAUGUGGAAAACUCACGAUCCGCAUUUGUCUUUCUGUGACUGCAAAGAACUUGCAGAAAGCCUAACUUUCUUCAAAUUUGGACAGGUGAAUAACAUCCAUUACAGUGGUCUCUUUCAGUGAAGAGGAAGGACUCAGUCGCGAGGACUCGUUCGCCUUUCAAAAUCUUGUGCUAGGAUCCAUGAGACCAAAUUGCUCCUAGUGCAUAAGCACGCCAUGAGGGAUUUUAACCAAGAGCACGAUUUGGGACCUGAAGCAUUGGCACUUCCAUACUUUUUCGUAGUAAACGCAUCAAUGCCGCGACAAAAUCCAGACCACGUCAUAUUUGGUCUUAAAAUAAACCCCAUUUUAAAGAUGAUUUACCUCCUAUUUGAUAAUCCGAUCAACCCAAGUACCUUAGGACUGUUAUCAACAUGCCUCGGCACUAUCACACUUAGACAAUGGGUGAUUUUUCCACCUAUUACGUCAGAUUGCGCGAUCUCUGCACAGCUCAUCUUUCCUGCUCCCAGACCUCUUUAGCGUUCAUAAGUUACGGAAUGUAUUUGAGAGGCUUCGAAUCUGUUUUAUCUCGUGUCAACCCGACCGUUCUUCAGAACUUUUCUGAAUUUCCGAGACAUUUCAUAAACAAUUGUUAGAAGCCUCGUUGAACGACUUUCAAGCGAACUGAAGGCUAGCCAUCUCUAGGAAUUUAAUUGAAAAUUGGUCCAGUUCUUUAAGAGCUAGGAAAGCGUCUAUGCCGAAACUCCGAGACCAGUUCCCCGUUAAGUCGUCGGGCAUAUUGACUACGUACAAAACAGCUCUCUGAUCGCCUCGAACAAAAUGAUUGGGUGGUUAGCUAAAAUUUGUGUCAGUAUGCGUUUUUUGCAUCACGCCCCUCUCCGCAUGUCUUGAAGAAGCUUCUGCGAGGCAUCGAAGUCGACAUGCCUCCCGAUGCAUGUCUUAUUCCAGUGCAUUACCUCUAAGAAUCUGCGACCUUACCUUGCUGACGAUGUAAGUCUUCUCUCAAACAAAUUUGUGUUCUUGCUAAGAAAUAUUGUCAAAAAAUAAAACGCCCUCUAGUGGGUACAUUUCUAUCUGAAUUUCCGGUGGAAGUUAUACUACAGAAAUUAGAAGCUACAGCUCUCUUCACGGUUAAACCGAAAGAGUGGCCGCGUUAUUCUGAUAAAACACCUGUUAUCCUCAGAAUGAAUCGAUUACAAAUGCACCAAAAUUAUCUUAACUCUGUUUUCUCUCCAAGAAUUGAACCAGCCUUAUAGACAGAAGUCAAUAAAAAACUGUUUCUUUGUGUGCCCGUAUACCGGAAUACUGGUGGAUCGCUGUAUACCGAAGUUUAUUUCGACGACAUGCACUCAGAAGUCAGCUGACAUUAUGGGAGUACUUAUUUCAUUACUUAUAAAAGUAGCUCCGUCAACAGCUGUCUAAACCAGACUGAAACAGAAUGUCGAUACAAGGAAGUAUAUCUGGUAGAAAUAAAAAACCAUUUCAAAUUAUUCACAAAAUAGACUUUGUGCACCAGUGCGUGAGACCACAGGAGUUCGAAAAAAGUUGGUUACGAUGCCACGACCGCCCACACGCAAAACGCAACAGCCAGACGAACUCACCCUUAUGUGGAAAUGCAUCUGAGCUCACUGAAGGUCAGCUGAAAGAACCCCAGAUACGAGUAAUGCGCAGAUCCACAGUGUACAUGAACGCCAAUCAACAGUGAAGAGAUGAGACAGUCUCAGACGACCAUGCGCACGCUUGGCACAGGACACAUACUUGUAAGAGAGGAAACUCGCAUCUUCCACAUCUGCCUUGCUAGGCGAGGCCGCAAAAUCUUACAGGUAAUGCAAUCGAAUGGGACAUGCAUCAGGGGGCAUAUCGAGUCUGAUGCCUCACGGAAGCGCCUCAAAGACAGGUGAAGACGGACACAGUUAAUUCCGACCGGGUGACGAGGUGCAAACUGCGUGUACUGACACGAACUCCAGCUAACCAUCCAAUCUUUUUGUUAGAGGCGACCAGAAAGCUAACUGUUUUUGUACGUAGUCAAUAAUCUAAUGAACAUAUGGUAAGGGUGUUCCGGAAGUUUGCGCCAAAAUGCUUUUCACGUACCUCCAAAAUGUGAAAUUUCCCAGUAUACAUGAAAUCAGUAACCGGUUUCAUGAAAUGUUAACUGAAAUUCUGAAAUGCGUUUUUGAUUAGGAAGGAUAACCUACGUGGGAUUGUAACAUUGAUUGUCGUGCAACAUAAUCCAAAGGUACUUCAGUCGAAACCAUACUCCGCAAGAAAUGGUUACUCAAGCAGUACGCAAUUUUUUUUAUCGCUUUUCGAUUGCAUCACAAACUAAAAUGUCUUUUUAUAAGGAAAGUGCGCAAAACUAUCCUUCUUACACAUCAAGUAGCAAAUCAGGUCUUCUUUAGAUCUUAGACUCGAAAAGGGUGCAUUUUAGAUUUUGAAAAGUUUCCAAUUGUGAGGUUUUUUGAGACCGUGAAAUGCCCCCCCCCCCAGGUAGCACCAGGUCUGUCUGUCCUUAAAUGCUCCUCACUGUGUAUACAACAUAGUUCACAUACAGUGCAAACAUUUUAUGAACCCCAUAUGGUAUUUACUUAAUGGCUUAAAGAAUUAUGUAGUUUUCCCUACACGGAAUAUAUACAGCGUGUAGACCGAGAGCCCCAAACGCGAAUGCAACAGGAGGUCGAGCUAAAAAUUAUUUGAGAACUGGAAGAGGCUUUUUUGAAACCAAAACUUACCUUUUCUUCGGACAUAAACUCCAGCGAAUACCCGAUUCGUUACCAAAUGAGUACAAGAAAUAACAUUCUUGUUGGGGGUCUCUGUAAAAUAUGUUUGAAUUUAUAGAGACAUCAAAAGUCAGUAAAACAAUCAUACUACUUGAGAAGUCCUUUUUUACCGAAUGCGGUUCUUGCAGGCGGCCAGAAAAAGGUGUAUUUAAAAGCUGAUUUUCCGACAUGUCUAAAAUAUCACGGGAUUAUGUCUCAGGUUAAUUAGUAUUACGGCCUCACUUAAGCAAUCCUUUCUAGCCAAAAAAUCAUUUUCGAAUCUCGGUUAACAUUUCAUAAGAUCAGUCACUGGCUACACGAGGGACGGAAAUACUGGGAUCACAAUUUUAAAGGAUUUUCGUAGAUGGUAUCCUCUCAGAAAAUUAAGCACGUAUUUUAACUGUGCUAUUUUAAUCUGCGAGUCUUACCACUCCGGCGUUUGCCAGUCUGCAGAUCAAGACUCCGGGGCUGAAAAAUCAGAUAAGGAUGUCACCGUAAUGUCCUAAGCAGAUGUCCUCGAGUUCUUUGUAGGACUGGGGUAGUCUUGUGAUUCCACCACGUACUUUUUGAGUAUACACCCAUUUCAGGCGCAGCCUUCUCUCCAACCCAAUCUGACUAUUCAUCAGAUCUCUCGAGUAAGACGGGACGUUAUGAAUCCGAUACGUUCUUCUUACCCUGGUUUCCUCUCAGUUCCAAACUUUUGUUGGUUUGUUCAGUUCAUCCCCACCCCCACCCUGUUUAACAGGUCUGUAUUUCGAAGCGACUCUCCGUUACCGGCAUGUGAUCGCGGAUUCGGAUCUUUCAGUUAUGUUUUUUUGCUUAUACUUUAGCCCCACCGCACCCGUCUGACCUCAUCCAACUGGAGUGCACCGGAUCCAGUUCUGCGAUUCGGUGGUCGCACCGUCUUCACUCGUGGUCGACCGCCCUGGUAUACCUGUGAUGGCCAGCAACAGGAGUGUUUUGUGAUUGGAAUCUGUGGAGGCAGCGGGAGCGGGAAGACAACCGUUGCCCAGAAGAUUAUCGAACGUUUGAAUGUCUCCUGGGUCAGCCUUCUGAGCAUGGACAGCUAUUAUAAGGUUUGUAUUUUACAUUUCACCCUUUUGGGACCUGAAAUCAGUUUAUUAAGGGAAUGAGGCUUUCGCCCUUGAUCUCCCUACUCAUGUCCAAAACAGCAGUAGAAUCAAUUGCUACAUCAGUUAUUCUGGAAAUGUAAAAGUUAUCGGUAUUUGUGGACCAGGCGCAAACUGCCGCCACCGACAGAAUCGUGAUUAUGUGUACAGCAGUUUCUCGGCUGUCCGGUCUGCACUUAAAUGAUUCAACAGUUUCGGAAUGAACCACCGCGUCAGGGAGUCCGUUCCGUGCUCCAAUGACGCUCUGCAAGAAGGCAUUCCGCCGGACGCCUGUAUGGGCCAACGUCCUCUGCGGACGGUCUGUCCCGGCCAAUGCGAAGACUGUGGUAGGUUUGGAUGAGGUCGCCGCACAGUUGCCUGUAGCUGGAAGGAAACAGAUUUAGUUCAGAGAGUCUAGUUUCGUAAGGCGGAUGGUAAGGACUCUUAACCAUCUUCACAACCCUCGCCUGUACUCCUGUCAGCUGUUAAUAAUCCUUUCUGAACUACGGUCGCCAGGCCUGGACGGCAUACUCAAAAUGAGGCCGAACGAAUGCCGCUUAGGUUUUUCGGAACAUCUCAUCGAUCUACGCAAAUCCUCGCCUCAGCGCAAAUAACACCCGUAUCGCACGUUUAAGGAUGGAGGUUACUAGGACGCCGAGGUCUUCCUGUUCCUCAACAUUUGAAAGGAGCUACCCACUAAGGGGAUGUCGGAAAGAAUCAUCCUCUUCACUGGUCCCUCUGCUGUGGAGUCUCAGGACCACACCUUUGCUCGAAUUAAAAUGUAGGAGUCAAAGAGCUAACCAACUGGUAAAUCGGUGGAGACUCUCUUGAAGUGCGUACCUGUCUGUGUCAAAUCUGAUGGCCCUCCAAAGUUUUACAUCGUCAACAAACAUGACGGCGUUGCAUCCAGGGUUGCCGAUACAGUCGUUCAAGUAAACUAGGAAUAGUAACAAACCUAAGACUGACCCCUGGGGAACACCACUUAGAACAGGAGUUGGAGUUGACUUUGAAGCAUCAACAUACAUGGUUUGUGAUCUCCCUGUAAGAAAGUCUGCGAUUCAUGCCAGCAGCUUUCCUCUUUUUCCAAUUUCAGCCAGUUUGUAGAUAAUUGUUAGCGCUUAUGCGAGUUCCAUUCUUGCACUCUAGAAAGAUAUUUGCUAUCCUCCAUUCGAUUGAAUGGCUCACUGGACAGCCCCUCAUCGAUCUGCACAAAUCCUCACCUUAGCGCAACUAACACCCGUAUCUCGCGCAUGGCUGCCCUCAGAAACUGUGACAAUGGUUUAAGGGAGGAGACCAUUAGGGCGCCGGGAUUCUUAUGCUUAUCAACAUUUCAGAGGGGCUGCCCACUAAGGAGGUAUCGUAAGGAAUCACCCUCACUGGUCCUUCUGGUGCGGAGCCUCAGGACCACACAUUUGUCCACAUUGCAAUUUUGGAAUCAACAAGCUAACUAACUGCUAAGUCGGCCGAGACUCUCCUGAUGUGUGUGCCUGUCUGCAUCAGGUAUGACGAUCCUCCGCAGUUUAACAUGGUCAGCAAACAUGACGACGCAACAUCUCAGGUCAUCGGCACAGUCGUUCAUUAAUAUCAACGGUCCUAUGACUGAGCCCUGGAAGAAACCACUUAGAAUGGGAGUAGGGGUUGACUUCGAGGCAUCAACACACACGGUUUGUGAUCUCCCUGUAAGAGAAUCUGCGAUUCAUGUCAGCAGCUUUCCUCUUCUCCCAAUUUCAGACAGUUUGUAGAUUAGGCGUUUGUGUGGGACGCUGUUGAACGCCUUCUAGAAGCCCGUCCAGUGCGCGAGUCCACUGUUUCGCUCGCUUUGUGAGACUUCUGGUCCCACUCUGAACUCGGUCAUAAUGUGUGGCACAUUGGCGACUUCCAGCUCCUACCUCUUAUCGGUGCUGUUAUACCAUAAACGGCCAUAAAAUAUCUGACCACGCCUUGGCGGCCCCACCUAAUGAGUUAUCUCGUACACACCCAUAGGCUGUGCCAAUUAGUUGCACAUUCAGUCUUUCUCACCCGCUAUUCUGCUGAGAGUAGCUAGAAUCAUAUCUCCAGUGUCGUACACUGUCUGCUGAAAUGCGUCCCCUAGCCAUGUAAGUUUAUUUUUUAUUGUUUAUUUACCGAAAUGGCGACAAGUAAAAGUGCAAACGCGAAGGUCGCUAGACGUCGGAGAUAUUAGGCUAGGUCCUGAUAGCUGAACCUGCGAUUCAUUAGAAUAUGGAAAUGCAGGAAGUGGAUUAACACGGGAAGCGGGCGCCUCGGGCGGGGGGGUUUGUAUAUGUCAGGCCAGCAGUUCGUAUAAUUAUACGUUAUUGGCGGCUAGUGUCUCGAUAUCGCAACAUCAUGUAACCGCCGCCAAUUAGAGUCUUUUGUCGAUCCUAAUACAGAUUUUAGGGUAGGUUGGGAUUCAUCGCCUAUGUUCCGUGAUUAGCCGUUGUGAGUGAUGUGCGCGGUCAUUGGUUGUAUGAGCACGUCCGAUCCUUGCUUUGCUAUUGAGGAUUGCUAAGUCGAUUCGUCGGAAGUAUCCUCAUCGCCAUUUGGUUUUUACUGAAACAGCCGCGCGGGGCCGUUCUAGGCAUGCCUUUGAACAGCGACAAAACAUCGUGCCUGUUGGCCCAGCUGCUGGCUGCCUGGUACAUCUACAGAUGUAGGUGGCUGAAGAGCCUUCAGUAGAAGUUUACUACGAGAUAAGCGAGAGAGUAAUCGGCCACUGGCGCACACGGGAAGUGUUAGUGGGUUGCGGAGGAUCAAUACCUGGUGACUGACAAGUAGUGAAUGCAAUUCAACUUGGUGAGCGUUGACCACCAUCAAAUACUGUCUUCCCGUAUCCGUUACAGUGUGGGACAGACGUCCGUUCAACGGACAAGUUAAGGACGCGCACUGACUCCUCGAAACACCACCUUAUGGGAGUCAGCGAUCUCGACUCCUUCCACCAUGUCCCCGGUAGUUGACGCGUACAGAACCCUGUCAGUGAUGAACUAGAUGGCAGGUACACGAGCUGGGAUUUUCAAAGUGAGGGGAGAAGUGCACAUCGAAUGCCCGCACCAUGCGGGCUCUGUCAUGUGGGCGUUUCUUGAACCUGAGGUUCACUUGCCAGAUCGUGAGUCGUGCUGCAGUACGGUAAUACUCGUUUCCAUUUCUUCCACAGCGGUGUUACUGACAACUCUGACUGACGUAAUAUCUCAGACCCCCUGGUCCGACCGAGGCUUAACCUAGAGUAGAUGUGCUAUCUCUUGAAAUGUUAACCAAAACUUCGAAACAUGUCUCCAAUUAGAAAAGAUCAUUAAAGUAGGGUUGUAAUAUUAAUUAUCGUGCGGUAUAAUCCUAAGAUAUUUCAGCCACACCAGGAUGUCGGCAUUUGAAUCAAUCUCUUUACGGCCGUCUUCAAAAACACGCUCUGGAAAAGACCACCACUUAAGUAGUUUGGAUUUCUCCCAUUGAUUUUUGUACCCUCAGUCAUAUUUUGUAGAAAGCAGGCGCAAAAAUGCUCUUUGCUGCGCUCAUUUGAUAGCCGAUUUCUACUCGAAGAGUGAGAGUAUCUUUGAGUCUGAUAAAGGUUUCCAAUCAUGAGGCUUUAAAGGGCUGUGAAAUGUCCAUUCAUGCAGUGUCACAUCAUCAUGUUUAUUACUGCCACUUAACCUGGUCUACAUCCAUUGUACAAUUUUAUGAGUCUCUUGUAUGCCGUCAUCCUAGCAGCGUAGAGAAAUGUUCGCUAUUUUUUUUGCUGGAAUUCAUACAACAUGUAGUCUGGAAACUUUGGAUGCAAGCCCAACGUCAGGUGGGACAAAAAAGUUACUCGGGAAAAGUCAAUCGAUACUUUUUCUCCAAGUAGAAUAUUUAGAGAAGACAUAAUUUCUUAUGCACGUUUUCUAUAAAAUGUAGUUUGAAAUAUAGGGGCACAAAAAUCAACGGGGAAAAUUCAUACUACUUAAGUGUUCAUUAUUACAGAGCGUGUUUUUUGUAGACGGCUGAAAAGAAGCUCAUUAAAACUGGGAUCCUGAUGUGACUGGCAUACCUAAGGAUUAUGCUUCGCGAUAAUUAAUAUCACAAUCCUAACUAAGGGAUGUUUUCGAAUCGAAAACAUAUUUCAGAAUUUCGGUUAGCAUUUCAUGAGAUUACACAUCUACCGUUUGUGCUGAGAAGCAGUGUCUCUGAGGGUCUAGUCUGUGCAUCUCCAUGGUGCUAUUGCCUUCUUCGCAGUUGUUGUGGCAUACGUCCCAACACACUGGAUGCUGAUAACCUACAGAAGGCCUUCCAUGACGCACUGCAAAUAAUAGUCAGGCUUGUCCAAAUACGUUACCUUGUUGCGGGCGAUUGGGAUGCUAAGACGAGAAGGUGUGAUGCAUACACGAGGCAUGUCCUUGGCCAGUGCGCAAUAGGAAAUCGUUGCGCGCAUGGCGAAGUGGGUAUCCACUUUUCUGCGCCAGACCGCUCGGUCGUUGCGAAUACCUGCUUUUGAGACACCCUAGGAGAACUCUAGUCAUAUCAAAGCCAAAUCCGCCGCGUACGUAUCAGGGCACACUGUACCACUUGAGGGCUCAAGUUCUGCCGACACUGGCAGGAAGAAGGUCCCUAACCACGCUUUUGAGGACUUGGCCAUGGCUCAGACUACGUGCUAUCAAGAAGACACGAUGUUGAUUAUCUCUCAUCGAUCCUGUCUCUGUCACGGGCCUGCCUUGCUGCCCCGCCACACAUGACAAACGCUCCUGUGCUAGGCCACAAUAGGCGUCGUUGCAAGGCUUUGACCUCUGACGCAUCGGUCCAUUUGGUUAGCUGUACAAGGCUGCCCGUCUUUGCGGCGAUUUGGACUGUAUUGUACAACCAAACUCUGAAGUCAGACUGCCUGCGUCCUCGAAUACUCUUCAUAUAGGGAUGGUACUAGUCUGCGGAAGAUUUUUCAGUUCUCUAUGCCGCCUGCCUCAACAACUAGGAGCAACCGAGGUGUGUUGAUAGCGUCAAGCUCGAACAUGACGCCGAGGUGGAAGGAGUAUUUUACCCGGCCUCUGAAUCCGGCAUUUUUAACCCCCUCAGCUACUGUUCAGUUUGAAGACGCUCUGACACCCGACCAUGACUUUCAUUACAGCCCACCGUCUACGGAGGGCUGACGACCUAAUGAUGAUUGUCUUUCAGCUGAAAGUAACAAGUUCUUUUCAAAAGGCAGUUUGGCGAGCAUACGUCUGCUUUCGAUAAAUUCUCUUCAAGCCUGUACUUUUAUAUGGCCAUUGAAGUAAUGAAUUAAAGGAUACGGUCAAGUAGAUAAUUAAGCUGUAGCUCGGGUUUGGGGAGGGGAGGGGGGGGGUGGCUUGGUGGCUUUGAGCCAUGGCAACUGUGGGACCUGUAUGAAGUUCUUCUGUGCGCAUAGGACCGGUCCGCGUAGCUCGAUUGCAGCCGCCUCUGCCGUAGCUAACAGGCGCUGCUCAAGCAGUUUCGGACAGCUUGAUGAGACCUUGUAAAUCACUCUGAAGGCCUGUCUGGCGUCUACACGGUGGUCUGUGUCUAACAUGUGCGCGAGGAUCGAGCUGUUGAUGUUCUUUGUUUGACCCUUUCCCAAGUUCUGUUCAGCAAUGUUAACUGAUGGGCUGUUCACGCUGAGGAGCGAAAACCCUGCCCAACUCCCUGAAACACCACCUUAUGCCAGUUCCUAUGUUACGCAUUUCUACACUUUCUCCUAUGUCCCCGGUAGUCGACGAAGGGUGACAAGCUGCUUUUUAAGAACUACCAUGGCGUCAGUCUUAACGCUAUGUCAAAAAUCACGUUCGUUCUAAAUUUCCCCUGCUUGUGCUGUGGCACAUGGACAACAAAUAAUCAGCGCCGUUUUCCACAAGGACUGGAAUGUGUUGGGCCAAACUCCUCCUUUCGUUGAACCCCUGAGUACCACCCCUGUAAUCAGUGGCCUAUUAGUUUGUUUUGUGGGUUUAACGUCUGCUUUUGACCGUCUAUCGGGAUUCUCCGUGGUAAAUCCUACUUCAUGCCACCGAUAUCCCUUCGCUUACUCCAAGUCUGCUCUCCUAAAACGAUGGUAAAUGAAUUCCGUGACCUCUUUAUCUCCCCCCUCACUCGACGUCCAUCUGUUCUUCGUUCUUCCACCAACUCUGUCCAACUGGACUGGGUUUGUUAACAUGCUGACAGUUCUUGGUCCGUGCACACCGAAUCUUAAUUACGCUGAGCAUGUUUCACUUCUGAUGGUCUCCAUUGCAGAAAUGCGAUAUACCCUGUCAGGGGAGGCACGGGAAAUGAACUCAAAAGUUAGUUAUCUCAAGACCAUCGUCGUCUCGUUCGAACCCAGUCCUGGCUGGCGGCCACGUUGGGGUAGCUAAGUGAAGAUGUGAGUUGACGUUAGGAAGGCUGGCUAUGAGUGUAUCUCCGGUUCCGCGGUCAUCGUGGUUGACAUGAAAACUGACUCACCUCCGCUCGGGAAUCUACCUCUGACCAGUAGCAGUGGAGAACAAUCAUUCUUGAUGUGGUAGAUUUACCAUUAUGACAAACGCCAUUGGAAGUACGAGGCAGUAGGCGUCCUCUGAACAGGACUACCAGCCGUCAGACUUGCGACUGGCAUAGAUUGCUCCGACAAGAGGGCACUUUUGGUAUUUUCACUUGAAUUAUCACCUUGCCCUCCUUUACAGGUGCUGACGCCGGAGGAACUGGAACAGGUGAAGAACCACACCUACAAUUUCGAUCAUCCCAGUGCUAUUGACCACGAACUCCUCAUCAAUCAUCUCUCACGAUUGCGGGAAGGCAAGAGCGUCCAGGUGCCCGAGUACGAUUUUAAGACGCACAGUCGGACAUCUAAGACGGUAGGUGCCUCUUAUAUAUAACAUCUUCUUUUUCUUACCGUGUCCAGCAGUAUUACUGGUGGUUUCGCCACCCUGGGGGAAAUGUUACUUUGACGAAAGGCAGUCAAGGGAGUCGCAAAAAAAGGAAAAAAGUCAGUCGGAACAGGACUAGACUUUGCAACGUCAGGCUAUUAAUGCCACUCCGUUAGAGAUAUGUUUAUUCCGCUCGGGCGUUUAUGAUCCCUGUUGAGCAAGAUGGGCAAAUUUCCGCACCUGCCUAAUGUUAGUUGAGCCUUCGCCUAUGAAAGUGCUGUUAGUGCGACUGCCACGAUUAUCGUGAGGAAGUAUCUGGAAAAAGUAGUGAAGGCCAAUCCACACCCACUGACCGACCAAAACCAUCACCGGUCGCGAAAACUGUCAUUUAAAUUGGCUUUAGAGGAGUAGUUGUCGUCAUUAGUCUCAUUUUUUCUUCCCUCCGGGGGCAUAACGUAGCACUCGGCAUCCGGCCGUCAGACGUACAGCUGUUGUCUUCAGUCAUGGGGUGACUGGGCUUGACAGUUAGCAUUCAAUCUUAUUCCUGCACGUCCCUCGUUUUAUGGAUAUCUUCUGUUGCUGGUGCAUCACAAAGCUACUUUGGCAUCUUCUACUACUACUACUACUACUACUACUACCACCACCACCACUACUACUACUACUACUACUACUACCACCACUACUACUGCUACUACUGCUACUACUUCUACUACCAUUACUACUACUACCACCACCACCACUACUACUACUACUACUACUACUACUACUACUUCUACCACCACCGCCACUACUAGUACUACUACUACUAAUACUAAUACUACUACCACCACUACUACUGCUACUAUUUCUACUACCAUUACUACUACUACUUCUGCUGCUACUACUACUACUACUACUACUACCACCACUACUUCUACCACCGCCACUACUACUGCCACUACUACGGCCACUACUAAUACUGCUAUCGAAACCUCGAUCGUUCCGCCCUCCUUAGUGUCGUAUCACUAUCCGAUUCAUUGGAUUGACCGGUUCGGUUUUCUCCCAAGUUAGGUAUUGACUCCCCACACAUCUCGUUAGAUGGAAAUACCUCUGCCCUUGAACAGUUUGCUGUCCCCUGACCGUAUACAUACCAGCGUGAAAUUUAUUGAUCAACACUGACUUUGAAGCCGUCAUUCAAGUGAACAGACGGUCGAUUGACGAGUGGUGCAUGUGGACAGUCGGUCAAGUGUUGGUUGGUGAGUCAACGUCGUGGAUGGGCUGUGAGAUACAAUCCGGGGCGUCCGUGUGUAGGGGAAGGGGAGCUAUCCGAGCGGAGAGAGUUGUUUUCAGGACCAGAAGUCGCCUAGUGCCUUGACUAGUCUUCCUCUGUGACUUACGUAUUGUUCCCGUCGGCUUGGCCCGACGGAAUUCGGUUGAUAUUCUCAUUGAAAGUUAUAAAAUCAGGGCCUCUUAGAUCACUGGAAUGGACUUCCGAGCCGCUGUAGUAGCACACUUAGGUGCGGGUUUUCGCUGUCCCAGGCUCUUGCGCCCUCUACCGCCUCCUGUCUUCCUGACCCUGUCAUGACACCGAUCUCAGAUGUAGGAGGAGGAGAGGGUGCGGUAGAUGCUGCGCAAGUCUGCUAGGACUAUAACUUAACUCACGCGUAAGUCACCGUCCCUAAUCCCACCCUGCUGUGGGGCACAGGAUAAACAUCGUUGGGAACGACUGUCGAACUGUCAACCCUCAAAACUGUCAUUGCUCAAAGCUUAUACCUUGGUGAAUAGGAGGUCCGGAUUUUUUCUCAGGUGAAGAACGCGACUGUCUCUUCGGAGAUCUACAUUCACGAAGGCCCAUAUCCUAUAGUGGAAUAAGCUGCCAGAUAUACUGAAGACACUGCGUUCUCACGACAUAAUAUUUGGGCAAUUAACAUACUUGUUCGAGUUUUGUGCGCAUGGUCCUUAUUGCGGAAGCACUGUGGACGUGCAUUACAAAGUUGUUUAAAAUACUCCGAUUAUGCCCUCUGGUUGGGGGCGCCACCUAAGCUGAAUUGCAACACAGUGGUGGGCAUAGGGCGAUUUUACACUUAUUUGCGCACAGUGGCCGUGCCUGCUGCCCACUUAGCAUUUUCCUGUUGCAACUUUAUGCACACAUGUGCUCGGCAGUAUACUUUGAACCACGGGGCUGAAUCGGGGUGUCCGGAACAUUGCAGGGUUAACGAAACAGAUCACUUGUAUCUGAUGUCCAACCUUUGAUCUCGCUCUGUUGACAUUGCCUUGACCAACUUUGACGACCAAUUUGCCGUUUGACCACAUUUACAGUCAAGGAAAACCUUCAUUCCUUAUUUUUCGACCCCCCUGGCGCUUUGUUAGUAUGCAGCUGUACAAAUUGGAUGACAUUGUGCACUCCUGCUGAUGCUGAGACUCAACUAAACUUUGAGUGAAUGUUUCUCUCGCUCAUCCCCAACGCCCGCCAUAACCGUUUUUACUAAAUGAUAUAAUAGGCUGGACUUUAAGUAAACCUCGACAAAUCAGCCCUGUGCUAUUUAGAUUAUAGAUUUAGAUGAUAGACUUUGACUACAGUAGGUGGGCUAACUCAUGAAAUCUCGACAGGAAUUCCGAAAUGAGUUUCCGGUUUGAAAAGAUGGUUGGAUACCAGUGUCGCAACACUCCGUUACUGAUGCUAGUAUUAUUGCAGUUAGUUACCCAUACUGUAAGCGUUGGUAGGGUAGCAUUGGCAGCCGUGGUGGCGGUGGUAGUAGUAGUAAUACUAAUAGUAGGAUUAUUAGUAGUAUUCGCCGUAUCAGUGGUGGUAGACGGGGGAAAAGUUUUCUUCAGUGUUGCGACACUGUAUUCCCGCCAGUGGUAGUAGUAUUAGUAGUAACAGCGGUAGUAGUGGUAGUAGUAGCAGUAGUAGUGGUGGUGGUGGUAGUAGUAGUAUUAGUGGUAGUAGUAGUAGUAGUAGUAGUAGUAGUGCGCCCGUAAAACAGGCUGGUGGGGGAAUAGACAAUUCUAAGUGUUGCGACACUGUAUUCCCGCCGAAAAGAUAAAUUAAGUAGGGCUGUAAAACGACUCAUUAUGCAGCAUAAUUCUAUAAUGAUUCAGUUACCCCAGGACGCCGACUUUCGAACAAACGUCUUUUCGGCUGCAUCCAAAAACCAUGCUCGUUAGAAAUGACAACUUAAGUAGCAUGCAUUUCUUUCAUUGAUUUUCGAUGCCCUUAAAGAUUCAAUUAAAUUUCAUAAAAAACAUGCAUAGAAAUAUUCAUCGCUCUGCUGAUUCAGUAGAAAAUUACUUCUUCCAAUUUUAUACUCAAAGGAAGGGUAUAAUUCGGUUUUAAAAAGUUUCUAAUUGUGAGAUUUUUUAAUACCGUAAAAUGGCCCCUCAUAAAACGUCGUGUCUCUGCAUUUACCAAUGUGGCUUGCAAAGUUAACAAUGUGGCUCAUAUCCACUGCUCAAUUUUAUGAACCCUGCAUGGUCCCACUUUAUUACUGAAGAGAAAUGCAUGGUUUUCCAUACGCGGAAAUUAUACGGCUUGUAGUAUGGGAACCCUGACUGCAAGUGUGACGGCAGGUCGGGUUGAAAACUAUUCGGGAAUUGGGAAGGUUUUAUAAAACCAAAUUAUACCCUUCCUUCGAGUAUGAAAUUGAAAGAAGAAGCAAUUUUAUACUGAAUCAGCAAAAGAAUGAAGAUUUUUAUUCGUGUUUUCUAUGAAAUAUAAUUGAAUCUUUAGGGUUAUCGAAAAUCAAUGAAAAAAGUAUGCUACUUAAGUAGUCAUUUUUUACGGCGUAUAGUCUUUGUACGCAGCCGGAAAGAAGUUUGUUCGAAAGCCGACGUCCUAGGGUAACCGAAUUAUUAUAGAAUUAUGCUGCACGAUGAUUGGUUUUACAAAGCUACUUAAUUUAUCUUUUGGAAACGGAAACGCAUUUCGGAAUUUCUGUUGAGAUUUCAUGAGUUAGCCCACUUACUGUAGAUUAUAGAUAAGAUUAUAGGCCUUGAAUACAUUGGUGAGGUUACAGUGCUGGCAGGAUCUAUCAACGAGCUGCGCCCCAUGUAGGCGAAGCUUAAUGACUUUCCGGAAAGUAAAUGUGAUCUUUUCGGCCUCGCAGUCACGUCGUCGGUGAUGGAACUUGUAGGUUCAUGCCCUUCUUUGGUGGAAGCACAAAUGAAGUCGAACGAGCGGAGUACACACGGAUCAAGGCGACUGUCGAGCCAUCCCGUUUUAGACCCACUCGAAAUCUUUGGGAAUGUUGUGAGACCCUUUGCAUGGGGGAGGGUGUAAGUCAGGGGACAUAGGAGUCUCCAAUCAACACACAAUCCUUCCGCGUGGUUGAGAGGCGCAAAAACAGCAGGAUUUUGUGAAAAUUUCGCGACAGCUUAUUAGUUGCUACCCGUUCACUGCAUAGAGCAGAUGACGAAUGGGGAAUUUCAAUUUGCCGGGAAGACCAAUUAGAAAACAGCAAGAUCAUGGUUCAGUACACACACGCACACAGUCUAAUAGAUGAAAAGGGAGUGAAUGGCAGGCCAACGCUCCAAAGGGCGUGUAAAUCAAAGCACUCUAGGGAUUACUAGAUUGACCAAAUAGUCUCAUUGAUUGUACAAGUUCGAUUUUUACUUGUAGCGCACGAACCGUCCAGCCCGCAUCCACGUCAAGGAAACGAUCGAGCUUCAAAGGAAGGCACAGUUUGAUUUCUGCGUUAUUAUUUAUUAGCUAUGCGAUAGUCUUCUUUACAAAAACCCUCAAACCAGAAAAAAAUGACUUUAUGACAGGCGAGUUAUUCAAGGCCUAAUAUAACUGCCAGCAGGGAGGGAAAAAAGUCAUACGAAGACAAAAUGAUGAAAAGCAAUAACAAAUGCAAUGUACUAGUAUCUUGUUGGUUGUCUUUUGGCUUUUAAAGUUGCUGCAAGGGGGGAGGGAGCUGGCGCAUAGAACUACUAGGAUGUCUCUGGUAGUUUUAUACAAUUAUUAAGCUUAAAAUCCAACGUUUGCUGCAUUGAAAGGUGUUUUAUGGCCUUGUCCAAAUUCCUUUUGAUUAAUGCAAAAAUGUUUUUGACCGGAUCGAGGUCCAGACAGUUGGCGGGGAUAAAGAUGCUUCGCAGGCCGCAGGCGAAGAGACUGGCUGUGAUCUAAAAUAUUAGAUUUUAGUCGUAAGCCGAAUUAGAAUCAUACCUCCUUUGAGCGCUGAACGGGGGCAUUAUCCUGCAACAUUACAGUAUCCAUUCGACGUCGAUGAAGACCUUGCUGUCUAUAGUCUCCGAAUUUGAUGACUAUCCAAACAAUCAGGCGUCGACAGUUCUUAAAAGUUGGUGUCGAUAGAGUGCGCUCUCGUGGGAAGUUCCCCCCACCUAUAACCACCUGGGCCGACAUCGGAAGCUUGUCUAAAAAUAGGACCUCAUAACAAAAGUAAACGCGUUUUGAUUAAUAUACUUUCGAGCAAACAAAACACGUUCUCUAAUAAAUUUCCCACUUGAAAAUGGCUUUGUCAUGGCGCUUUACUGAUGAAGGUCGGGCUCGUUCAUCCUUUUUCUAAUUAUGCGCAGAAAAAACAUCGGCGGAUGUUCCCUGUAAAUAGCCCCGAGAGGCAUAUAAUAGCACUUUUUGGUAGCCGACGAAUAAAAUCGUCGUCCUGCCGGCUUGUAGACCGUUUUAAUCCAUUUUGGUAAAUUGCAGGCAUUGUUCUAUGUUUAAUAAUUUUCCAGAGAGCUGCUUGACUGAUAUUGAAAGUACUAACUAGCGACUCGAGACAGCUCAUUGGCUGCGAACUUUCGUAUGCACUCAAAAUCGACGUUCGACAAAAAGUGUCUUCAUCGUGCGGCGUGACACAGAAAGGUGGCAGCAUGUCGCGGUCCUCAAUAUAUAUAUAUAUAUAUAUAUAUAUAUAUGAACGAUCGGUGAGCGCCCCCUAACAUUGUAUAUUCCCGAUCGAAAACCGACAAGGCAACGGGCUCGUGGCCCGGUGAGUAGAGGCGUUGACUUCUAAACCAACAGGUCGCGAGUUCGAGGCUCGGGUGUUCCACACUUCGGGCUUGGGUAUGGCUGGCUGACGACGGCUAAUAAGCCAGAAAUGGCCAUUCCAGUCUCCCCUGUCUUUGUCGGCAAUACCAUUCUGCCUAUCUAUCAUGCGCCGCUGUGCGGCUGCUGGUUGGGCUCGAGAGAGAGUCCAUAAGGCACAACGGAACGAGUGAGUUCCGUAUGAACGAUCGGUGAGCGCCCCCUAACAUUAUAUAUAUAUAUAUAUAUAUAUAUAUAUAUAUAUAUAUAUGAAUCUCAAGUGAUCCACACUUGGGGUUGGGUAUGACUGGCUGAUGACGGCUAAUAAGCCAGAAAUGGCCAUUCCGGUCUCCCUUGUCUUUGUCGGCUCCAUCUCAUAUAUAUAUAUAUAUAUAUAUAUAUAUAUAUAUAUCAGUUUACGCCUAUCAAUUCUCGGCGUAGUAGAACGAACUACCGUCAACCAAGUUUAUUACUACAUUUUAUGGCAAAAAGUCACAACUUUACAAAAUAGAAUUUUUAAUGCGUAAUCCGCUCCAUGUUUUUUUGACAAUAAUGCGGUUUUGAAUACCUGGAUCCAGCCAAUUUUCAUGAAUGUGAAAUGCCAUUUUCGUUCCUAAGUGGGAUUUGCUUGAAACCUGUCUUGUUUAUUCGAAUGCUUCCUUCUAAAAUCAAGAAGCUUUGGCGUGUGAUAUUAGGAUUAACAUUGGGAAUCUCUUGGAUACCAUGAAACUUCCCAUUUUGCCAAAUAGGUUCCUGCUUUCCUUUCAUAAAACUAAUCCGAAUGCAAUUCUUUUUUGGCAUAAUCCUUCUGUGUCGAAAAUGAAUGCAAUAAACAAAAAGUGGCCACGCCAGAUGCAUGCAGUACAACCCUCUCAAAUGCCGACCAUGACAUUUCAUAAGUUAUGUCAUCUACUGUAGGCUGCUCGCAAGUAGUGCAAUGUCCAGGUCAUUCGCGCCCAAAGGCUAUUUUGGGUUCAACAGAGUAAUCACUGCCGAUACGAGCAAAGAUGCGAGUUCCAGGAACUAGUUGGUAAGAAUUUAAAGUGAUCGCUGGGACAGGAGCUUCAUUCGCCUGACGUUUCGGAUUCACGCUCGAACCCAUCAUCAGAGACAGUGACAGAUAGGGGUGAUUCGUGCGCAGGAAGUUGCAGUAUUUGUAGGAUGUAGUCGCUAUGCUACUGUACACCUACGAUAAUUAACUCUUCAUCGGGUAUGGUUGUUGUCCGAUGCGCUAAUUACUUGAUGGCCGGCUGGACAGCUGAACCUAUCCACUUUGCCAGUGACAGAGACCGGGAACCGAAGUUCCGAGAACCACUUCCACUUCGUGACGGACUGUGUCGAGCCAGGUUUUGAGGUGACCCCCUCUUCGAUGCCUCCAAGUAGGUAACGGUGCCGGGUCGAGGGCAGCAACACGGACUCUGGCCUGAGCCGUCCUUGCAAUGUUGUCGCAGUGAGUGCGGACUGUCUCAUUUGAGACGAAGUCAGUGUACUUCGCUCGGAGCAUGGUCCUCCGGCCAAAUACAGUAGAUGUGCUAACUCAUAAAAUGUCAACGAAAAUUUCGAAAUGCGUUCUCGUUUCGAAAAGAUAGAUUAAGUAGUGUUGUAAAACUGAUCAUGAUGCAGCAUAAAUCUAUAAUGAUCCAGUUACCUGAGGGUGCCGGCUUUCGAAAGAACUUCUUUCCGACUGCCGACAAGACCAAUACUCUGCCGAAUAAGUAAAAGAAUGAAUAUUUUUAUGCAUGUUUUCCAUGAAAUCUAAUUGAAUUUUCAAGGGCAUCGAAAAUCAAUGAGACAAUUGCAUACUACUUAAGUAGUCAUUUUUUGCAGAGUAUAGACCUUGCAUGCAGCCGUAAAUAAGUUCUUUCGAAAGCCGACACCCUGAGAUAACUGGAUCAUGAUAGAUUUAUGCUGCAUCAUGACUAGUUAUACAACACUACUUAAUUUAUCUUUUCGAAACGAGAACGCAUUUCGAAAUUCUGGUUGACAUUUCAUGAGUUAGCACAUCUACUGUACCUCCAGUUUUCGCUCAUCCUCCAUGCGCUCAACCCAGCAUUCACAACCGCACACGGUGCACGUGGAUCUUCGUGGCGAUGAUGUCGCGACGUAUAGUCCUGGCUGACUCAGUCACAACGAACGCCGUUUAAAAUACAAGUAGUUCUUGUGACUUGAUCUGUCGUGUGACAUGAUGUUAUUUCUCUGCCCACGAGGCUGACUGUUCCUCCUUUGGGCUGCAUUCGAGCCCGCGACUCGGCAGUCGUAGGAGUUAUUUAGCGCUACCUUAAUUAUCCCUGCACCAAGUUUUUUUUCACUGUUCUCUGUUUUCUUCUCUUCAGCGUACGCUUUACGGUGCCAACGUGGUCAUUUUUGAGGGUGUCCUAGCGUUCGUUUGGCCGGACUUGACGAAGGUGAGUUCUGGUUGUCCUUACCCCCCCCCCCUCCCCGUCGCCUUUUCUACUUCACUUUCGGUUGUCCGACACGUGGUGUGCGAGCGUAGGCUGCUGUGGAGUCAAGACCUGCACUUCGUUGCAGACGGGAGAGCUAAUUAGGACGUUUCGGACUGCGCUGGCGCGAUAGUUUGCCCGUCGCAGGAGAUGAGGAUCACUGCUGUCUUGAGAGCUCAGUGGUAACUCAUACCUGACUUCACCUAUAAUGAGGCAAACUUUCAUAGCAUCUACCUCGUUGUCUCUCUUCCCUCACCCACUGUACGACAGGGCGAAGAGGGCUGUAGAUAGACGUGAUCGUAAAAGCUGAGGAGGUUAAACGGCCCGUUUACGCGAACGAUACACAAUCGGGUACCUUCCCAACUGUGAUCGGACAUAUUUCAUGAGGUUUCUUGGGAAUUUCUGAUACGGGCGGGUCCCCAGCAGCCGCUCGGAUUGUUUGUGCGAGGUCGUUUCCUCUAGCGUUUUGGCUUAAAAGCCUAACCACAGGGCAGCGGUGGCAAGCAAACUUAUUUAAUGGCGGUUUACGGUCGCCAUGCCACAAUACCGUCAUUGGGCCUUGCGGCCUUUUUUAAGGCUUUCAGCAUGCCAGAUCUCAGCUCACCGCACCCUGGUAACAAUGUUGCCGCUGGUCCGCGACUGUUUAUUCGUCAGAUCUGGGUCUGCUUAUUUCGCAGAUAACCUUCACUGAAGGUCGUCCCACUAUCCGCCACCUGUGAACGCGCCGGGUAGCCAGCAUUUAGGCUAACGGGCGACCCGUCUUCCCGAGGUAUUUGACCACCACUGCUUGAGGACCAUCCUUCAAGUGAAGUUCACCGACUUCGUCUCAAAUGAGACAGUCCACUUUCGCUGCGACAACAUCGUCAGGAUAACUCAGGCCAUCCAAGAAAGACGGCUGAGGUGGUUCGGACAUGUUCUUCCUUGUCCACCUCAGGAGAUCAGUGUUACUGCACUCGAUCCGGCACCGUUGACCCAUUGGAGGCGUCGUAGAGGGGGUCAAUUCAAAACCUGCCUCGGCACAGUUCGUCAAGACAUGGAGGUGGUUCUUGGACUUUCGGUAUUCGGUCUACGUCGUUGGCGAAGGAGAUGGGUUGGGCUUUUCAGAUCUGCUGCCUCGGAUCGUCACGCGUGGAGGGGUACAGUUCGUGACAUCAUCGAGGCCGGCUAG